Molecule: messenger RNA, 930 nt
Organism: Vigna unguiculata (cowpea)
Lineage: Eukaryota; Viridiplantae; Streptophyta; Magnoliopsida; Fabales; Fabaceae
Product: LEAF RUST 10 DISEASE-RESISTANCE LOCUS RECEPTOR-LIKE PROTEIN KINASE-like 2.5 pseudogene
Source: RefSeq, a predicted model, not a curated record
UCAGAAGUCAAGAAAAUGACAACCAACUUCAAAGUUAAACUAGGACAAGGUGGUUUUGGUACCGUGUAUCAAGGCAAGCUAUCCAAUGGUAUUCUUGUAGCUAUAAAGAUGUUGAACGAAACAAAAAAGAAUGAUGAAGAAUUUAUCAACGAGGUUGCCAGCAUAAGUAGAACUUCUCAUGUUAAUAUUGUCACUCUUCUUGGAUUCUGUCUGGAAGGUCGCAAGAGAGUCCUCAUUUACGAAUUCAUGUCCAAUGGCUCCCUUGAGAAGUUCAUUUUUAGAAAAGGCCCCGAAAGCAUUGCACCCUUGAGUUGGGAUAUUGUUUUUCAAAUUUCAAUGGGUGUAGCUCAAGGGUUAGAAUACUUGCACAAAGGAUGCAAAACUCGAAUUUUACAUUUUGACAUAAAACCUCAUAACAUCCUUUUGGAUGAAAAGUUUUGUCCUAAGAUAUCUGAUUUUGGGUUAGCAAAACUUUGUCCUAGAAAUGAAAGCAUCAUUUCUAUGUCCGAAGCCAGAGGAACAAUGGGGUAUGCAGCUCCAGAAGUGUUGAACACACAUUUUGCAGGAGUUUCACACAAGUCUGAUGUUUAUAGUUUUGGAAUGAUGUUGUUAGAAAUGGUAGGAGGAAGGAAGAACAUUAAUGGUGAAGCCAGCCACACUAGUGAGAUAUAUUUUCCGAAUUGGAUACAUAAGAGACUUCAGAUGUGCACUGAUUUAAGACAAUAUGAAGGGAUAGUCCCUGAAGAGAAUGAAAUAGCAAAGAGAUUGACCAUAGUUGGUCUAUGGUGCAUUCAAACCUUUCCAUAUGACAGACCUACAAUGAGAAGAGUAAUUGACAUGUUGGAAAGCAGCAUAAAUUCCCUGGAAAUGCCACCAAAACCUUUGUUUUCAUCUCCUACCAGAUCAGUAUCAGGAUCUUCUUGCUCUUAA